GCAGCCCCCCUGGACCCCGACACAAUCGCUUGUCCUGAGCGAAGGGUCCCUUCUCCCCUGCAGUGUGGCGCCCCUCUCUCGGCCCGGGUCGCCCCCCUCCUCCUUCCUGGCGCUGCCCCUCCUCGGUCCCGCCCCCCGCGCCGAGUUGGGAGCGCCGCAGUGGCCGCUGCCUGCACCGCCCGGCCCGGGAGCCGCCGCUUUGCCCGCUUGCCGGGCACGCUCAGAGCGCAGCGCGCGUAGCCGGCCCCGGCUCUUCGGUGCUACUCCACGGCCGGCCUCGGGGAGCCCGGCCGCCGCCCGGGCCAGGCAGCUCCGCUCUCGGACAGCCGCGCUCCGCGUCACAGGAACUUGGGCAGGACCCCGACGGGACCCGUGCGCGGAGCUGCAUCUGGAGCCCCGCGGCUAUGCCCUGUGCUCCUCUCCCUGCCGGCCGUUCGUUCUGUGCCCCGGCCCGGCCACAGACGGCCGCGCGUUGAGAUGACUUUCCGCGAUCUCCUGAGCGUCAGUUUCGAGGGACCCCGCCCGGACAGCAGCGCAGGGGGCUCCAGCGCGGGCGGCGGCGGGGGCAGCGCGGGCGGCGCGGCCCCCUCGGAGGGCCCGGCGGUGGGCGGCGUGCCGGGGGGCGCGGGAGGUGGCGGCGGCGGCGUGGUGGGCGCAGGCAGCGGCGAGGACAACCGGAGCUCCGCGGGGGAGCCGGGGAGCGCGGGCGCGGGCGGCGACGUGAAUGGCACGGCGGCCGUCGGGGGACUGGUGGUGAGCGCGCAGGGCGUGGGCGUGGGCGUCUUCCUGGCAGCCUUCAUCCUUAUGGCCGUGGCAGGUAACCUGCUUGUCAUCCUCUCAGUGGCCUGCAACCGCCACCUGCAGACUGUCACCAACUAUUUCAUCGUGAACCUGGCCGUGGCAGACCUGCUGCUGAGCGCCACCGUACUGCCCUUCUCGGCCACUAUGGAGGUUCUGGGCUUCUGGGCCUUUGGUCGGGCCUUCUGCGACGUGUGGGCCGCCGUGGACGUGCUGUGCUGCACGGCCUCCAUCCUCAGCCUCUGCACCAUCUCCGUGGACCGGUACGUGGGCGUGCGCCACUCACUCAAGUACCCAGCCAUCAUGACCGAGCGCAAGGCGGCCGCCAUCCUGGCGCUGCUCUGGGUCGUAGCCCUGGUGGUGUCUGUAGGGCCCCUGCUGGGCUGGAAGGAGCCCGUGCCCCCUGACGAGCGCUUCUGCGGUAUCACCGAGGAGGCGGGCUACGCUGUCUUCUCCUCCGUGUGCUCCUUCUACCUGCCCAUGGCGGUGAUCGUGGUCAUGUACUGCCGCGUGUACGUGGUCGCGCGCAGCACCACGCGCAGCCUCGAGGCGGGCGUCAAGCGCGAGCGAGGCAAGGCCUCUGAGGUGGUGCUGCGCAUCCACUGUCGCGGCGCGGCCACGGGCGCCGACGGGGCGCACGGCAUGCGCAGCGCCAAGGGCCACACCUUCCGCAGCUCGCUCUCCGUGCGCCUGCUGAAGUUCUCCCGUGAGAAGAAAGCGGCCAAAACUCUGGCCAUCGUCGUGGGUGUCUUCGUGCUCUGCUGGUUCCCUUUCUUCUUUGUCCUGCCGCUCGGCUCCUUGUUUCCGCAGCUGAAGCCAUCGGAGGGCGUCUUCAAGGUCAUCUUCUGGCUCGGCUACUUCAAUAGCUGCGUGAACCCGCUCAUCUACCCCUGUUCCAGCCGCGAGUUCAAGCGCGCCUUCCUCCGUCUCCUGCGCUGCCAGUGCCGUCGUCGCCGGCGCCGCCGCCCUCUCUGGCGUGUCUACGGCCACCACUGGCGGGCCUCCACCAGCGGCCUGCGCCAGGAUUGCGCCCCGGGCUCGGGCGACGCGCCCCCCGGAGCGCCGCUGGCCCUCACCGCGCUCCCCGACACCGACCCCGAACCCCCAGGCACGCCCGAGAUACAGGCUCCGGUCGCCAGCCGUCGAAAGCCACCCAGCGCCUUCCGCGAGUGGAGGCUGCUGGGGCCGUUACAGAGACCCACCACCCAGCUGCGCGCCAAAGUCUCCAGCCUGUCGCACAAGAUCCGCGCCGGGGGCGCGCAGCGCGCAGAGGAAGCGUGCGCCCAGCGCUCAGAGGUGGAGGCCGUGUCCCUAGGCGUCCCACACGAGGUGGCCGAGGGCGCCACCUGCCAGGCCUACGAAUUGGCCGACUACAGCAACCUACGGGAGACUGAUAUUUAAGGACCCCAGAGCUAGGCCGCGGAGUGUGCUGGGCUUGGGGAUAAGGGGGACUAGAGAGGCAGGCUGGCGUUGUUCUAAGAGCCCCCGUGCAAAUCGGAGACCCGGAAACUGAUCAGGGCAGCUGCUCUGUGGCAUCCCUGAGGAACUGGGCAGAGCUUGAGGCUGGAGCCCUUGAAAGGUGAAAAGUAAUGGGGCCCCCUGCUGGACUCAGGUGCCCAGAACUCUUCUCUUAGAAGGGAGAGGCUGCGGGCUCCGUGGGGCCUUUUGCUCCCAAUCCGUAUUUGAGAAACACUGCCCCAUCCUCCAUGCCCUGAACCCUGAGUAGACAGCCCCAAGCAUGGCCAGGAAGGCCUGCCCCUCCUCUUCUGGGAAAUAGGCACAGAAGCUUUGGCCGGCUACCCCAGUGCCUCCCUUAGAGAAAAAGUCAGUGGGACCAGGGCUCCUGAAUGGACAAAUUUCUCCUUCUUACUGCCGACUGGAGGAACCCAGUGGACCUACCACCACCCACAAGCUUUGGUGGCAGAUUGUAUAGCCAUCAUACAAGCCUGCUGUAUUUAUCCAUGGGCCCACUGUCCGCCACCCAGGCUCCUCCGUGCACACCCCAUCACCUAGCCCGUACCCCUUAUUACUUCCCCUCAAGGGCCUUACUGUUUACACUCUGUACAUAGCUCAUCGUGCCUGUGCCUAUCACUUCUUGCUGGGAUUCCAAGCCACCAAUUGGAGAGCUUUAUUUGUCAUUUUGAGACAUAUUUAUUGGUAAGAGUACUUCUAUUUUGUCCAAACUGUGCAAACUGUCCCUCUUUAGUCCAUAACCCAUUAAAAAAAAAAAAAAAAAAAACUACUUUUUUCCCCUAAAGUCUGUAAAGAACUAAAGGCCCGCAACAAAAUAGAUUGGGUCUAAAUUUGCC
Molecule: messenger RNA, 3107 nt
Organism: Pongo pygmaeus (Bornean orangutan)
Lineage: Eukaryota; Metazoa; Chordata; Mammalia; Primates; Hominidae
Gene: ADRA1D
Product: adrenoceptor alpha 1D
Exons: 2
Coding region: 478-2199 (573 amino acids)
Biological process (GO): positive regulation of vasoconstriction; cell-cell signaling; positive regulation of cytosolic calcium ion concentration
Cellular component (GO): plasma membrane
Molecular function (GO): alpha1-adrenergic receptor activity
Source: RefSeq, a predicted model, not a curated record